AUGAUAGACACAAAGGAAACAAUUAUAAAAAAAUUUAAUACGGAAUUAGGAAGUGACAUAAAUGGACUUAAUAAAAUAUACGAACUUCACCAAUGUCUUAAUGCACAAAAAGAUGAAAUUGAAAAAUCCCUGUCAAUGGCAUCAACUGAAGCUCCUUCAAAAGUAAAAGCAGUUAUAGAAAGCGUUGAAAAAAUAAGUGCUGAAUUUCAACAAUUAGAAAAUACUUCUGCAGAGUUCAGAGGUAACAUACAAGAAACAAUGUAUGAAAAUGAAAGAAGUAUAAAAAUGCAGAAAAUUAUUGAUGUGAUAAGUUAUUUGGAUAAGUCUUUAUCAUAUUUGAAUUUCUUAAAAUAUGUUGAAAACAUUAGUGAUGAAAUACAAAUCUCUUUAACAAAUGGUGAUGAUGAAUCAACUAUCUCAUUAUAUACAGAUCUUACAAAUAUUAGUUGUCAACUACGACCAUCUACUUGCCAUUAUCUUCAAAAUUAUGUAAAAGAAACACUCCACUUUUGGCAUAAUCUCAUAAAGGAGAAAUUAUCUAAAGAAUAUAAUGAUAUAUUAAAAACAUUAAAAUGGCCUUUUUGUGGUAGUAAUGCAAAUUCAUUACAUACUCCUAUGCCAGAGAUAUUAAUGAAAUUUAAAAUGCUUACAGAAUAUUUAUUACAUUUACAGUUACCAGAAGAAUCUGCAAAAUCUGUAGUAACAUCAGUAUUAUUAACUGAUUUUACUCCUGUGAGUUUACCAAUUUCAUUGUUGGUACGACCACUUAGACAAAGAUUUAUAUAUCACUUCACAGGUUCCAAGUUAACAAAUCGACAAGAUAAACCUGAAUGGUUUUUUACUCAAAUAUUAACUUGGAUUAAAGUACAUAUACAGUGGGUACAAAAAAAUGUGCAACCUGCUGCAAAUACAAUAGGUCUUAAUCAUGUAGAUAUGAAGGUAGAAUUUAUGCGAGCUUUAGUACAAUUAGCAGUUGAGAAACUUCAUUCUGAAUUAUCAGUAGUACUGUAUGAUGAUGCCUUAUUUGCUCAUUUAGUUGAUGAAGCUUUAGGCUUUGAACGAGAAUUGAGAGAGACAUUAUUUUAUCCUCCGACUCAACCAGCUACAGUUUUUGUACUUACACAAGCUCAUAUUUUUGUUAAGUGGAUUAAUAUGGAAAAGAAAUAUGCAACUGAAAAAAUGGAUGCCAUUUUGAGCUCAAAUACAGCAUGGGAAAAAUUAUCGAGUUCUGAUAUUGAUGAUAUGAAAGUAACUGAAUGUGCAGAUGCAUUUCUAACACUACUUACCACAAUUUGUGAUAGGUACAAACAUUUACCUCAACCAGGACAUAGGUUACAGUUUCUUGAGUUACAAUUAGAAUUAAUUGAUGAUUGGAGAGUAAGAUUACUUCAGUUAUUACAUGAAAAUUAUGAAGAUCCUUUAACAUCCCUUAUGCCAUAUAUUCUUAAUACAUUACAUUAUGUUGCAACCAUUCUAGAAGAGUGGGGUGUAACAGUACAUUUCUUGCAAUUGUAUUUUUUCAAAAAACAAUUUGAAGCAGUUGAAACUGCUACAUUGAAAGGAAAUGAUAUUACUGGAAAUGUGGGAGAAAUUGAGGGUUCCGUAUUUGAUGAAGCUGUUGCUCUCUUAAGAAGAUUAGAGAAGGAAUUAAUAAAUGAAAUUAGUGAUUCUGUAGCUUUGGAUGUAAAGGCAAAAAGCAGGCCGUAUAGAACAGAUAAAUGGUUUGCAAUGCAAUCUACCAAAGAAGUGGUUUCAUUAUCUGUUACCCCAAGUGGUUAUUCUAUGUUUCAAGAAUUAGCGACACAACUUAAUUUAUUGCAUAAUACGCUUGCUUUACCACUAUUUCAACAAGCUUGGAAAAAUUUAGCUUCACAAUUCGAUCAAUUUCUUUUAGAGGAAGUUGUUUUAGUAAAUCAUUUUAAUACGGGUGGAGCUGAACAAUUACAGUAUGAUAUUUUCAGAAAUCUAUUUCCAUUAUUUGGCUUAUAUAUUAGUAAACCAGAAUCAUAUUUUCCCUUAAUUAAAGAAGCAUGUAUUUUAUUAAAUAUCAUGGCAGGAUCAGCUAUGUUACUUGUUGAAGCUCUCAAUGAUAGUGAUGAAGUUAUGGGAAAUGAAAUACUAGCAGAUAUUGGUGUUUAUAAAAUGUCCCCUGAACUUGCUUUAAAAGUCAUUGGAACAAGAACAAAUAUAACCUAUGCAUAAAAUAUUUUUAUCA
Molecule: messenger RNA, 2215 nt
Organism: Eufriesea mexicana
Lineage: Eukaryota; Metazoa; Arthropoda; Insecta; Hymenoptera; Apidae
Gene: Rint1
Product: RAD50 interactor 1
Exons: 12
Coding region: 1-2202 (733 amino acids)
Biological process (GO): endoplasmic reticulum to Golgi vesicle-mediated transport; retrograde vesicle-mediated transport, Golgi to endoplasmic reticulum; regulation of ER to Golgi vesicle-mediated transport
Cellular component (GO): Dsl1/NZR complex
Source: RefSeq, a predicted model, not a curated record